AUGUCGAAAAUCACCGUCGCCGGAGUGCGUUCCAACGUUGGCGAGUUGCUUGACUACUCGCUCAACACCAAGAAGCGUAACUUCCUCGAGACUGUCGAGCUCCAGAUCGGCCUCAAGAACUAUGACCCCCAGCGUGACAAGCGUUUCUCGGGCACCAUCAAGCUCCCGGUUGUUCCCCGCCCGAACAUGGCCAUCUGCAUUCUCGGUGACCAGCACGAUCUCGACCGUGCCAAGCACGGUGGCAUCGACUCCAUGUCGGCCGACGACUUGAAGAAGCUCAACAAGAACAAGAAGCUCAUCAAGAAGCUCGCCCGCAAGUACGACGCCUUCAUUGCCUCCGACACCCUGAUCAAGCAGAUCCCCCGUCUCCUUGGUCCCGGUCUGUCUAAGGCCGGAAAGUUUCCCACCCCCGUCUCGCACUCCGACGACCUCAGCGGCAAGGUCACCGAGGUCAAGUCGACCAUCAAGUUCCAGCUGAAGAAGGUUCUCUGCAUGGGUGUCGCCGUCGGCAACGUCGAUAUGACCCAGGAGCAGCUUGUUGGCAACAUCAUGUUGGCCAUCAACUACCUCGUGUCGCUGCUGAAGAAGGGCUGGCAGAACGUUGGUAGCCUUACCAUCAAGGCUACCAUGUCUCCCCCCAAGCGCAUCUACUAA
Pyricularia pennisetigena is the source of this 654-nucleotide messenger RNA. RefSeq lists its product as uncharacterized. Gene Ontology annotation, molecular function: RNA binding; structural constituent of ribosome. Gene Ontology annotation, cellular component: large ribosomal subunit. The record is from RefSeq and is a predicted model, not a curated record. NCBI's taxonomy places the organism in Eukaryota, Fungi, Ascomycota, Sordariomycetes, Magnaporthales, Pyriculariaceae. Gene Ontology annotation, biological process: translation. The transcript has 3 exons. The coding region runs from base 1 to 654 and encodes 217 amino acids.